AUGUUGCUCAUCGCCUUCCUGGGUGAGCUCGUUGGCACGUUCCUUUUCCUUUUCUUCGCCUUUGCAGCCACGCAGACUGCCAACAACCUCCUUGGCAACCGGGGCAUGGACAUCCAAACGCUGAUGUAUAUCUCGCUGGCAUUUGGAUUCUCUCUGGCAGUCAAUGUCUGGGUCUUCUUCCGUAUCAGUGGUGGUCUCUUCAACCCUGCUGUCACCGUUGCCAUGGCUCUCAUCGGGGCCGUGCCGUGGCUCAAAGCCGCCCUGCUCAUUGUUGCGCAGAUGUGUGGUGCCAUGGCCGCCGCUGGUCUCGUUGCAGCAACCUUCCCAGGUCCACUAUCUGUUCGCACGCGCCUUAGUGCUGGCACGUCGAAAACCCGUGGCGUAUUCAUCGAGAUGUUCUUGACCGCCAUGCUCGUCUUCUGUAUCUUCAUGCUGGCAGCCGAGAAGCACAGGUCUACUUUCAUGGCUCCUAUUGGUAUCGGUCUAGCUUUGUUCAUCGCCGAACUAGCAGGCAAGUAG
Molecule: messenger RNA, 519 nt
Organism: Ascochyta rabiei
Lineage: Eukaryota; Fungi; Ascomycota; Dothideomycetes; Pleosporales; Didymellaceae
Product: Aquaporin-1
Exons: 2
Coding region: 1-519 (172 amino acids)
Biological process (GO): transmembrane transport
Cellular component (GO): plasma membrane
Molecular function (GO): water channel activity
Source: RefSeq, a predicted model, not a curated record